Sphenostylis stenocarpa is the source of this 1671-nucleotide messenger RNA. Lineage: Eukaryota; Viridiplantae; Streptophyta; Magnoliopsida; Fabales; Fabaceae. The record is from the annotation of a GenBank genome assembly.
AUGUCUGAUCUUCGUCAUAGGAUUCUCCCUCCAAUUUUCCUAUCAGAAAAUCCUAAGGAAGCUGGCUUUUGUCUUUGGUUACUGCAUCCUGAACCGUCAUCACGUCCAACAACGAGAGAAAUACUUCAAUCUGAAUUGAUUAAGGGAUUGCAAGAGUUGUUUAGUGAGGAAUUGUCAUCAAGUAUUGACCAAGAAGAUGCGGAAUCAGAAUUGUUAUUGCAUUUCCUCGUUUUGCUAAAAGAGCAGAAGCAGAACAAUGCUUUCAAACUGGUAGAAGAAAUCAACUGCUUGGAAUCAGAUAUAGGAGAGGUGGAGAGGAGGCAUGACUCAAGAAAUUCCUUGGUUUCCUCUGGCUUGCAGAAUGAUUACUCUUUUCAAAAAGAUAUUAUGCCUCUUAAGAAGGAAUCUUCAAGUUUAGAAAUGUUGCCUUCGGUAUCCCCAAUCUCUAAUUCAAAUGAAGUGAGAUUGAUGAGAAAUAUAUGCCAUCUUGAAAGUGCUUAUUUUUCCAUGAGAUCCAAACUUCAACUUUCUGAAACAGAUGCUCCAACUCACCCUGAUAAAGAUAUACUAAGAAAUCGUGAGAAUUGGUACAUGCCCCAAAAAAACGAGGAACAACCUAAAAGGAAAGAUACUUUAGGGACAUUCUUUGAUGGUUUGUGCAAGUAUGCGCGAUAUUGCAAGUUUGAAGUUCGAGGUGUGCUAAGAAAUGCUGAUUUUAACAAUCCUGCAAAUGUAAUUUGCUCUCUAAGCUUUGAUCGCGAUGCAGAUUACUUUGCUUCAGCUGGGAUAUCUAAGAAAAUAAAAGUUUUUGAGUUUAGUUCACUUUGCAAUGACUCAGUUGAUAUUCAUUAUCCUGCGGUUGAGAUGUCAAACAGAUCGAAACUAAGCUGUGUUUGCUGGAAUAACUAUAUUAAGAACUAUCUUGCUUCUACAGAUUAUGACGGUAUAGUGAAGUUAUGGGAUGCUAGUACAGGUCAAGAAUUUUCUCAAUACACUGAACAUGAGAAGAGGGCUUGGUCUGUUGACUUCUCUGUUGUAUGCCCCACGAAAUUUGCCAGUGGAAGUGAUGAUUGUACUGUCAAGCUGUGGAGCAUCAGUGAGAGAAACUGUUUAGGCACAAUCAGGAAUGUUGCUAAUGUCUGUUGUGUUCAAUUCUCUGCACAUUCCUCCCAUUUGCUCGCCUUUGGAUCUGCUGAUUACUCAACAUAUUGCUAUGAUCUUCGCAAUCUUAGAAGUCCCUGGUGUGUUUUGGCUGGCCAUCGUAAGGCCGUGAGCUAUGUCAAAUUCUUGGACUCUGAAACACUAGUUUCUGCUUCUACCGAUAAUACAUUGAAGAUCUGGGAUCUCAAUAAAACCUCUCCUGUGGGUUCAUCCAUUAAUGCUUGCAGCCUAACCCUGUCAGGACACACUAACGAAAAGAAUUUUGUGGGUCUGUCAGUGGCUGAUGGAUAUAUAGCAUGUGGUUCAGAAACAAAUGAGGUUUACACCUACUAUAGAUCGCUUCCUAUGCCAAUCACUUCGCACAAAUUUGGGUCCAUUGAUCCCAUUUCUGGUAAAGACACAGAGGAUGACAAUGGACAGUUUGUUUCAAGUGUAUGCUGGAGAGGGAAAUCAGACAUGCUUAUUGCAGCUAAUUCAAGUGGAUGUGUGAAAGUGUUACAGAUGGUUUAA